Molecule: messenger RNA, 3927 nt
Organism: Rotaria sordida
Lineage: Eukaryota; Metazoa; Rotifera; Eurotatoria; Philodinida; Philodinidae
Source: the annotation of a GenBank genome assembly
AUGGCAUCGUUAAUUAAAAAUCAAAUUAUCAAACGUUUAUCGAAAUUUGUUAAAAAUCUAUCAUCAAAUCAAAUCAAUUUAAGUACAUUAAAAGGCGAAGGUGAAUUAUCAUCAAUUGAUUUAGAUGAACAAGCAUUAGAAGAUGUUAUUGAAUUACCAACAUGGCUUAAAAUUCGAAAAGCAACAUGUGGCCGAGUUUUUAUUAAAAUUCCUUGGACAAAUUUAAAAACAUUACCAAUUCAAUUACAAUUAGAUGAUGUAACAAUAGAAAUUGAAACAUACGAACAAUUAAGAGAUUUCCGUAAUUCAAAUGAUUCAUCGAAUGCUAAUGAUCCAUUAUUGGGUAAAUACGGUUUUACAAAUCGAGUUAUUGAUGGUAUUUCAUUGACAAUUACAAAUUUAACAUUUGCUGUAAAAGCUCAAGCUUUUAAAGCAUCUAUUUUUUUACCAAGUCUUGAAAUUUAUAGUAUAACACCUUAUGGAAAAAGAGUUGAUACAUUAAAGUUAACUCGUCUUCCUAAUUCAACUAAAGAUCAUAUUCUUCUUUUUAAAGAAAUUUCAUGGCAAAAUGCACGUAUUGAAGCAUCAUCAAAUGAUAGUAGUAUGGCAACAGCAGCUAUACGCUUGAUUGCUAAUGCAUGUCGAAUAAGAAUUUCUAUGAAAAAAAAUCUUCAAGAUAGUACAAUGGUAACAUCACGUGUUAUGGUUCAUUUUGAUGAUCUUUUAUCAGUUGUUAAUGAUGCACAACUUAAAUCAGCUCUAAAUACUUAUAAAGAAAUUACACAAUUAAUGAAACGUGCAUCUGAACAACGAAAACGUAUAGCUGGAGAUAAAUUAACAAAAUUAGAACAGCAACAACAACCAUCAACAUUUCAGCCAAAACCGCCAACAACAGGCAACAAUGAUUCAAUAAAUUCUAGUGGCACAUUAAAUAUCCAACAACAAUCGAAUGAUCCUUUUAAUCAUUAUGAUAUCGUUGAAACAUCAUUACAUUUUAAUAUUAAACGAUUGGAUAUACAUAUUAUUGCUGAUUCAAAGAUUUUUAGUAGCCGUCUAGCUGAAGGUGGUGCACUUCAAAUAACAUUAGCAAAUUUAUCUAUAGAUCAUUAUCCUUAUCAUGAAUAUGGAUCAUCAAAAACUCAUUGGAUAAAAUAUAGUGAAAUGUUAGCAUUAAAUCGAGAUGAAUGGGCAACACGAUUAAAAGAAGAAUGGACUGAACAAUUUACAUCUGCUAAAAAUAAUGCACCGAAUGAUGAAACAUCUGCAAAAUUAGAAAAAGCUCUUCGUACAAAUCGUAUUCGUUUAUUUGAAUCGUGUACUGUUAUGAAUAUAGAUGAUCUUGUACUUUAUCCUGUUUCAUUACAUAGUAAUACAAAUAAACAUGAAGAACAAAAACGUCGUCGACCAUUAAUUACAUCAGAUCGAACACAAUAUCAAUUACCAGAAUUUUUAGGUGUUAUUCAUAUUCAACAUACUGAAUAUUAUUAUCCAUUACCAUAUGCAUUUCCUAUACCAAAUAGUGAUUUAUAUAUUCAAAUAAUGCCUGUGGUUAUGCGCAUUGAUUUUGCAACAUAUAGUUGGCUUCAUGCCUUUCUUUCAUCAGUAUCAAUGACUAUAGAUAAUUCAGGUGUAUUAAAAAAUGAUAAACCUAGUAUGGAUCUUGAACAUGUAGCUAUUAAAAUAGAAGCUAUGUUACCACGAAUUGUUAUUAGUUCGGAUAUAUUUUCUGGUGCCUAUCAAUUACAAGAAGCUAAACAUGAAAAUAAUCCUAUACCAAGUUUAUUAGAACAUAAAGAAAUAUCAAAUCAACAGAAACUUGAAAUACUUGAAUUAAAUAUUUCAAAAGUAUUAAUUACAAAUUCUCGUUCCGAAUUAACUAGUAAUCGAAAUAAACUUGAACAACAUUUAGAAUUAUUUAAAAAAACGAAUUUUUUUCAAUUAAAUCAAUGGCCAUUAUCAAAUGAUUCAUCGAAUACAACACGUAUUAGUCCAUUAUUUAAUAAACAUCCGUAUGAAACAUAUUUAUAUAAUAAUCCGUUAACUAAAAAAAUUGGUAGUACAUUACCUGAAUCACCAUCGGCUAACGCAGCACUACAUUCAUAUUAUACAAUGACGACAGAUUCAUUGAAGAAGGCUGCAAAAUAUGAUAUUUGGCAUUUUAAUGCCGACAGUAUUUAUAUGGAUUUUACACCAGCAUCUCCGUCAGAAUCUGUUCGAUUAGCAAAACAAAAUAUGACUGAUUCUUUUGCAAUAUCAGGUUGGGUUGUAGUUGAUGAAAAUCAAAAAGUUGGAUCUUCAACACCAUCAGCUUGGGUAAAUAUUUUAAGUGUUCUCGAAGCACCAUCAAUGUUUAAAAUUUCUCAAAAACAAUAUACAUUUAUUAUGCAUCUACUCGAUGAAUUGGGUUUAUUUCUUGAUGUACUCGAACAAAAUAAAGUUCAAAGUCAUUUAAUAAAACAACAACUCCAACAGAUUUCAUCUUUAUCUAGCAAACCUUCUAAAGAUAUAAAAAUAAAUGUUUGUUUAAUUUCACCAACAACAUUUACACUUGCUGUUAUCGAUGGUCUUGAAGAUGCUAUGAUUAAUCUUGCAAUACCACCUCCUCCACCUAGUCUACCUGAAGCAGCAGAAAUAGAAUCUAUUAUGCAUGAUACAUCUGAUUCAAAUAUUGUUAUUGAUUUAAUAACAGCAUCAACAGCUAUUGUUGCUAGUACGGCUAAACUUGAAUCAUCAUCAUCAUCGAUUACUAGUAUUGAAGAUAAUAAAAAUUCGAACAGUAAAAGUUUUAAUUCAUUAGGACAAAAAAAAUCUAAAAUAGAAGACAAUAUUCAACGUGGAUUAGAAAUAACAUCAAAAGGUUCACGUGGUUCUUCACAAACAUCAUUAGUAAAUAUGGUUGAUAAUGGUGAUGAAACAUCAUCACAAUGGGAUCAAUUAAGUGAAGAUUUAGAUGCUGAUGUUGAUCCAACUUUAUUAAACAAUGAAUAUGAACAACAACAGCAACAACAACAACAAGAAAAACCAGCACGUAUUGAACUUGAUGAUGAUAGUAUUAGUCUAGCAGAAAAAACUAAUAUUAAUAAUAUUGUCAUUGGAACAAAUGCAUUAGAAUCCAUUAACGGAGCAUUUGUUAAAUUAAAUCAAAUAAAAAUUUAUAUAACUGCAGAUGAAGAAAAAAAUGGUAAAUCAAUUUAUAUGGCUUGUAAUGUACAGAAUUUACGUAUUGAUGAAUUUCAUUCAUUGAAAUUUGAUUCAAUUAAACCAAAAUUAUUUGAAAAUGAAAAUCCUGAUAAACUUAAUAAUGAAAAUGCUCCGCCAAUUAAUAUGCGUGUUGAUUUUUCUAAAGACAAAUCAAGUUCAUUACCAAGUGUUACUAUUAAAAUAAAAAAUCGUAUUCUUGCUAUUGCUACACAUGCUCUUGAUAUACUUGUACAAAAUCUUGAAGAAGUUCGUACAAGUGAAGAAAAAAGUCUUAGAAAAAAUCGUCCACAGAAAUCUGUUCCUAUUGAUGUUCAUCUCAAUAAUGUACAAUUGUUAUUUGGACAUGCGCAUGAAUAUACAACGACAGCACCAUUGGUAGAAAUAAAACCACCAAUAAAACUUCAUAUUAAACGUAUGCAUGUUCUCAGACAAAUUGAUGGACAAAUUAUGAUUCAAACAGAUGAGAAUGAAGGUGACUUAAAUAAUACAAUUUCAUCUAAAUUGAGCAAUGAUGAUCAUGAUGUUCAAGAAAAAUUACGACAAGCGGAAAUGAUUCGACUUGAAAAUGACCGACUUCGUUCAGAAUUAAGUGUCCGUAAAAAAGAAAUAAAUGUUCUACGUGGUGAACGAGAUAGUUUAAUGAAUACAAUUUCAAAGCUUGAUCUUGAAUUGACUGAAGCUGAACAUCGACGAAUGAUGCAACAACAACAACCUAGAAAAAAAUAA